AUGGCGUCAGAUACUUCUGUAUCAGGGCCCCCAACACCGAUGGGCCCUGCUGAAAAACCUUCCGCUCCUCCCGUUCAUAUCCUUUCCUCGCCCGUUGCGCGCAUCUAUUCCGUUGUGCACCCAGCACUCCUCCUUGCACUAUGUGCUGCGCGAUUUGAAGGGUUGGUGGAGAACCCAACCAAAGAGCUUCUGUCAACCUUGCCAUGGCUCACUGCCAUUCAACUGUCAUACGCGGUGAUCUGUCUCCCGCCCGCCGGGUCGACAUCAACAGAGUCGAGUGCGUCCGCCGCUGCCGACGGCAAGACCAGCCCUCGGAUACCAUCUGGACCUAGUGGCGGUCGCCAUGGAAAGCCCAGCAAGCGCAAGCACACUAACAGCUGGGUGUGCAUCUGGUCCCGGUUAUUGCCGGCCACGCUCUCGCUUGCCCUGACCUUCCUUCUGGCCACUCCAGUGCUGGCCCUCGUUCUUGUUCUCUUCGGUGCCCCGCUCACAACACACAAUAGCGAAACCGUCUUGUGUGCAGCCCACAUGGCCGUUCUUAGCGCCACAUCUCUGAUCUAUGUCCACGGUACAGACCGCGGGGCGUGGAAUGAGGUCUGGGGCAUUGCCCGUCCAGCUGACGCGGUCUGGGGUGGUGCACUCGGCUCUGGCCUGGGAGCAUGGUUUGGCGCCAUCCCGAUUCCCCUUGACUGGGACCGACCAUGGCAGGCAUUCCCCAUCACAAUCCUCGUUGGAGCUUACAUUGGAUACGCAUUCGGCUCUCUUUUGUCUCGCACUCCAUUGCUUUAUGGAAAGCGAGUGCAAUUCACAGCAGAAGAGCUGGGUAACAAGGAGAAGAAAACCAACUAA
This is a messenger RNA of Penicillium nucicola, 849 nucleotides long. Its product is annotated as PIG-F family protein. The record is from RefSeq and is a predicted model, not a curated record. NCBI's taxonomy places the organism in Eukaryota, Fungi, Ascomycota, Eurotiomycetes, Eurotiales, Aspergillaceae. The transcript is spliced from 3 exons. Gene Ontology annotation, biological process: GPI anchor biosynthetic process. Gene Ontology annotation, cellular component: endoplasmic reticulum membrane. Bases 1 to 849 code for a protein of 282 amino acids.